UGGAACACACAUUAAGGUGAUUGUGCCAAAGGAGUUGGAGCCCCAACACAGGAAUAGGAAAGGUUACACAAGUGAAAAUGUUAUGGCAGUGUGUGAUUUUGAUAUGAGGUUCACGUUUGUUGUUCCCGGAUGGCCCGGAUCUGUUCAUGACACACGUGUAUGGAGCGAUGCCAUAGUUCGUUAUGAUCACUUUCCACAACCCCCCACAGAUAAAUAUUAUCUUGUCGACUCCGGAUAUCCAAACAGGGUUGGAUAUCUAUCUCCAUACAAAGGGCAACGAUACCAUGUACCAGAUUUCCAACAACACCCACCAGUUGGGAGAUAUGAGACAUUCAACCAUCGACAUUCUUCAUUGCGAAAUGUCAUCGAAAGAACAUUUGGUGUUCUCAAGAUGAAAUGGCGAAUUCUUGGAGAUGGAGGCAUACCUCGGUACAAACCUGAGACCCAAAAGAUGAUUGUCACUGCAUGCAUGUGUCUCCACAAUUGGAUUCGUGAUAGCAAGUUACGUGAUGAGCAUUUUGACAAGUUCGACAAUGAUGCAUAUGUGCAACCUCCAUUGCCGUUUACAGGUGCCAAUGCUCUACCACCAGAAGAUGAUGGUACCAUGAACGUAGUACGUGAGGCGAUUGCUGCUAGUCUCGUACCUUGAGAUUAUCUUUUUUUAGUUCAUCCACUUUUGUAAUGAACAAAUCUUUAAAUCCAUUCUAAAUGUAAUAUUUAGCACUUUUUAUGACA
Messenger RNA from Triticum aestivum (bread wheat), 735 nucleotides. RefSeq names its product putative nuclease HARBI1. The record is from RefSeq and is a predicted model, not a curated record. The transcript is spliced from 2 exons. Bases 83 to 649 code for a protein of 188 amino acids. Lineage: Eukaryota; Viridiplantae; Streptophyta; Magnoliopsida; Poales; Poaceae.